Molecule: messenger RNA, 756 nt
Organism: Acytostelium subglobosum LB1
Lineage: Eukaryota; Evosea; Eumycetozoa; Acytosteliales; Acytosteliaceae
Exons: 3
Coding region: 1-756 (251 amino acids)
Source: RefSeq, a predicted model, not a curated record
AUGUCAACACCAAAGAAGAUGAGAGAAUCAAUGUCUCACGUAGAGUCAAAGGAGAAUGCCUUUAGCGAGACAAAGCCAUCGAAAUAUUUGAACAACUUGUUCAAGUCACAUCGCAAGACCACCACUGCGUUGGCAAUGAAGGAGUCCGAGCACAACAUCAGCUCGCCACUGUCCGACAUCACCAACUCUCCACCCGAGAAAUCAACUCCAGCCCUAAAGUCAACCACGACCACUCCCAUCAAGUCCUUUGAUCUUUCACAGCCAAGUCCAAAGACCAAUAGGUACACAAUCUCAAUGUCCACACCAACUAGACCAAUGAAUGGAGUGGACUCGCCAAACUUGAUGUCGCCACCAAUGGCGAAUGGAAAGUCCAUGUUCUCAAACUCUGCCAGUAAGCAGCCACAACAGCAGCCACAGUCACAACAACAGGAGCAGAAGAAGAUGAAGAAGAGACAGUUGGAGAAGGAGUGCCAGCUGAUGCAGAGCAAGAUCGACAUCAUGGAGAAGAUCAGAAACGAUAACGACAGCGACAUUGACCGUAUGAAGCGCACACUUCUCGACACACUCACCGAGAAUGAUCAUCUGCAGCGUCGCGUCGCUCAGUUGGAGGCCACCGUCGAGUCCAUGAAGUCCGAGCUCAACGGCAUCUCCUACGACGCCUGGAAGUCCUUCUGCUCCGUCCAAGAUUCGCCACCCGGUAUCUCCACACGCUACUCCAAGAAGCGCGCCAUCACCAUCGGCCAAUCAUCCAAGUAG